This is a messenger RNA of Abrus precatorius (Indian licorice), 1466 nucleotides long. Its product is annotated as amino acid permease 3-like. Lineage: Eukaryota; Viridiplantae; Streptophyta; Magnoliopsida; Fabales; Fabaceae. The record is from RefSeq and is a predicted model, not a curated record. The transcript has 6 exons. Gene Ontology annotation, cellular component: plasma membrane. The coding region runs from base 1 to 1452 and encodes 483 amino acids.
AUGACUGAGAACGGUGGCAGCAAGAAUCAUCAACAAUCAUUUGAAAUCUCCGUUGACAUGAUUCCACAGGGAGGUUCCAAGUGCUAUGAUGACGAUGGACGCCUCAAACGAACUGGCACUGUGGGGACUGCAAGUGCUCACAUAAUAACCGCUGUUAUUGGUUCUGGGGUGUUGUCUUUGGCAUGGGCCAUAGCUCAGCUUGGUUGGGUAGCUGGCCCUUCUGUGAUGGUUCUCUUCUCUUUUGUCACCUACUAUGCCUCCACUCUUCUCUCUGCUUGUUACCGUUCUGGUGACCAAGUUGGUGGCAAGAGAAACUACACUUACAAGGAUGCUGUUAGAUCGUACCUUGGUGGUGUUGAGGUCAAGUUCUCCGGGUUUCUUCAGUAUGCAAAUCUUUUUGGAGUUGGAAUUGGGUACACUAUAGCAGCUUCUAUAAGCAUGAUGGCAAUUAAAAGGUCUAAUUGUUUUCAUAGUAGCGGAGGGAAAAAUCCAUGCCAUAUGCAUAGCAAUGUUUACAUGAUUUCUUUUGGUAUUGCGGAAAUUAUUUUCUCCCAAAUUCCAGACUUCCAUGAGUUAUGGUGGCUCUCUAUUGUAGCUGCUGUUAUGUCCUUCACGUACUCAACUAUUGGGCUUGGCCUUGGUAUUGGCAAAGUUAUAGAAAACAGAAGAGUUAAAGGAAGCCUAACUGGUAUAAGUGUUGGAACUGUGACACAAACCCAAAAGGUUUGGAGAAGCUUUCAAGCUCUUGGAAACAUAGCAUUUGCCUACUCCUACUCAAUGAUCCUUAUAGAAAUUCAGGAUACAAUUAAAGCCCCUCCAUCAGAGUCAAAAACAAUGAAGAAGGCUACUGUUAUCAGUGUUGUAGUGACAACCCUUUUCUACAUGCUUUGUGGUUGUUUUGGCUAUGCUGCUUUUGGAGACGCAAGCCCUGGAAACCUUCUCACUGGUUUUGGCUUCUAUAACCCAUUUUGGCUCCUUGACAUAGCCAACGCUGCAAUUGUAAUUCACCUUGUUGGUGCAUACCAAGUUUGCUGCCAACCCCUUUUCUCAUUUGUUGAAAAAGUAGCAGCAGAAAGAUACCCAAAUAGUGAUUUUGUGAACAAAGACAUUUUAGUGCCAAUCCCUGGUUUCAAACCCUUUAGACUCAACUUCUUCAGAUUGGUUUGGAGGACAAUUUUUGUGAUCAUAACCACUAUAAUAUCCAUGCUGCUACCAUUCUUCAAUGACAUUGUGGGGCUUAUUGGAGCUAUUGGAUUUUGGCCUCUUACUGUGUAUUUCCCUGUGGAGAUGUAUAUAGUACAAAAGAAAAUACCAAAGUGGAGCUUAAAGUGGAUAUGCCUACAAAUGCUUAGUGUUGCUUGCCUCAUAAUUACAAUAGCAGCUGCAGCAGGUUCUGUAGCUGGAGUUAUUGUUGAUCUUCAAACUUACAAGCCAUUCCAUAACAGCUACUAGUUGAGUUGGAUUAC